GAGAACGACGAUGGCAGAUGGCGGUAACGAAGAAGUGGUGAGCAACAAGCGGGUGAUAUUGCGGGACUCUGUCACUGGUUUCCCUAAAUAAACAGACAAGUACGUUACCACAACCUCUAUAAACCUCAGGGUACCAGAGAACUCAAAUGGGGUUCUCCUAAAAAACCUCAGCUUGUCCUGUGAUCCCUACAUGAGAAAUCGGUUGAAAUACUCUGAAGAACCUGACUUUACGUCUUACACUCCAGGCUCUCCAAUAGUUGGGUUUGGAACGUCCAAAGUUGUGGACUCAAGGCAUCCUGAGUACAAAAAGGGUGCUUAGUUUGGGGCUACACUGGGUGGGGAGAAUAUACGCUCCUUAGUGAACCUAAAGCACUCUUCAAAAUUCCUGAUACUGAUGUGCCACUUUCCUAUUACACUGGACUUCUCGGUAUGCCUGGUCUCACUGCUUGUGUCAGGCUGCAUGAUGUUCACUUUCCUAAGAAAAGAGAAUAUGUAUACAUUUCAGUAGCAUCUGGUGCAGUUGGUCAGCUUGUUGGGCAGUUUGCCAAGUCGGCAGGUUGUUAUGUAGUUGGAAGCGCUGGAAGCAAAGAAAUGUUGCUACAUCAAGCUACUAUUCUUCAUUUUAAAGAGAAUGGCCCCGAUGCUGCUUUGAAAAGGUACUUCCCUGAAGGUAUUGACAUCUACUUCGAAAAUGUUGGCGGUAAAAUGCUUGAUGCGGUGCUCCUAAACAUGAGGGUGCAUGGACGCGUUGCGGUUCAAGGCCAACUUGAUGAAAACGUUGUGCUAGACACAGAUCCUGCAGCAUUGACUGAAAAAGUUGCGUGUGACUCCUCAAUGUGUCGAUGCACCAUGAUGAUUUGCUAUAUCAAACUCCUUGAGUUUGAGGGGGAUGAUAGAGAUAUUAUAAGUUUUCCCUUCUCUCCUUUCCAUGCUUUAAUUUCUUCUAUGGUCUGUAAGACAUGUUGCACUCUCAGAGCUCAACUAAAAGUUUCUAUAGUGAAACUAGUUUCAAGAUUGAGUUAUACAGAAAUUAGUGAACUGACAAACAAUUUUAACAAAGAAAACAUUACUGGAAUUGGACAGAUGGGGACAACCUACAAGGCAGUUCUGUUGAAUAGAUGGCUCGUUGUGGUGAAGAGAUUACAUGACACUUGCCUAUUUGAUGAGCAUUUCACAGCGGAAUUGAAGACACUAGGUAGAUUGAGGCAUAAGAACCUUGUACCGCUCCUUGGAUUCUGCAUACACUCAAAGGAAAGGCUUCUGGUUUACAAAUACAUGUCAAAAGGUAGUCUUUAUGAUUGGCUAUAUCAUAACGAAGGUGAGGCAAGAAUCAUGGAGUGGCCCUUAAGGGUUAAAAUUGCAAAUGGAGCAGCAAGAGGCCUGGUUUGGCUCCAUCAAGAGUGCUAUUUUCAUGUUGUUCAUCUUCACAUUAGCUCCAAGUGUGUCUUACUUGAUGAGAACUUUGUUCCCAAGUUAUCAAACUUUGGAGAGGCAUUGCUCCUAAAAUCAUAUGGCACUGAUUCAACUGAAAGCUUCUUGGUUCAUAGUGAGUUUUGGGAAUCAAGCUUUGCUAAAGAGGAUGUCUAUUGCUUUGGAAUUUUGCCUCUUGGGCUGAUCACUAGAGAUGAUCCUAGAAGCAUGGCAACAUACUCAAAACACUAGAAAUGAGACACUCAACAAUUGGGUUACACAUCUCUCUGCAAGCUCUAAUUUCUGUAGCAUUGUCGAUUAAUUUCUGAUGGGGCAGAGAUUUGAUCAGGAAAUCUUUCAGUUUCUAAAGGCUGCGUUGGACUGUGUUCAACCAUAUUCAGAUCAAUGGCCAACCAUGCUUCAUUUGUACAAAAAACUAGUUGCUAUUGGUAAGAGAUGUGACCACACAACUGACAUUGAGGUAUCGACACACCAUGGAGAAACCUCAACACUUAGAAGAGAUAAAUGCAAUGAAGAUGAAAUUACUGU
Rubroshorea leprosula is the source of this 1959-nucleotide messenger RNA. NCBI's taxonomy places the organism in Eukaryota, Viridiplantae, Streptophyta, Magnoliopsida, Malvales, Dipterocarpaceae. The record is from the annotation of a GenBank genome assembly.